AUGGGGACCGUCUGCAGCGACAAAGCAAACUCAGAAAGUCUGGUGCCUGUCAGAGCCCUUUGUGCUGUAGUGAUAAAGGUAGACGUGUGCAGAACUAAAUUAGAACUCUGUUCCCAAGUGUCCCGGACCCAGCUGCGGGAACACGGGCGCAGGGCCCACGCCCCUCUACGCCCGGCCCAGGCCCACCUGGGAAACCGCAGGGCUCCUCAGAUCACAGCUGGAAGGGUCAGCAGGCCCCCGAGCCUGUGGGGCAGACGCGGCCAGCCUUGGCCAGCCUCUGUGAUCCCGAGUGAGGCUCCUAUCUUGCAUCCUGGGGUCCAGGGCACUGGAGGCCCUCGGGGCCCCGUCCGUGACCCCAGGCUGGCCCGUCUCCCGCUGGUGGGCUUCCUGUGGCCGGCCCUGUGCCUGCCCGGAGCCGGGGGGCAGCAGGACCUGGAGGGCCUGCCUGGGACACCCACACCCGCUACCAACUCGAGUCCCAGAACGAAGCCGGGGGCGGGGCAAACACUGCCCGGAGACGCAGGCCCUGCCAGGAAUUCGGGGUUCAAACAGGCGACCUGCAGGGUUUUGAAUGCUCCCAUUCUAAACUUGGGAAGGUCCCAGCAGGUGAAUUUGUCCAGCACAACUGUCCUCUGUAACCCUCCCUCCAGCGUGGGGACCCGAGAGCGGGCCGAGGGGCUCCGCUUGGUCCUGGGGAUCUGGGUGUCGGAAGCUGUUGCCCUCGGGGGGGGAGCCCUUGGUGCCUGCAACCCAUGCACUGGGGUGCCCAUCAAGGGCUGACUGCUGGGCAGGGUGUGGGGACAGCACCCCACGACUCCUGCCCCCUUGCACUCAUGCAUCCCACACACGAGGGCCCUGCACGCCCCCUUAUCGGGGGAUGGUCUGUAAACCGGGAGAUGGACGCACGCCCAGGAUGACCUCAGCUGGUGACAGUGUGAGGACAGAGCGUGCAGCCUGGGGGUGACUGGGUGACAAGGUCGGGGGAGGCCCCUCGAGGAGGUGACAUCCCACUCCCUCCAGGGACAGAACAGCCCCCCACCCUCCCACCCACACUCCGGGCCCUGCCUGCCUGCCUUCCUGCCCGGAGACCCGGGACCUCACAAGCAGCCUCUCCUCCUGCAAAUGUUCAAGCACCAUACCAGCAUCUGCUUCUUCCAGUAAAAUUCUGGCCAAGCACCAUCUGUUUCCUCUUCCUUCCCCUCUACCAUUAGCACGAGGAGGUGACGUUACAUCUGUUUGCAAGGACGGGGCGUCCACGGCAGGUCAGAUGUGGUGGCUGGAGGGUGGCUAGACUCGCCAGCUGAGUGACUGCCGCCCACGGUCCCAGUCAAAUUCCCACCUUAGGACACUUACUGAGAGCCUCACGCAGUUAGUCCACGGAUGCCAAGAACCUACCAGGUUUUCCCCGUGGGGAUUCAGGUGGCCAGAUCUCUGUCCCAGGCAUCCGUGCCAGCAAAUUACGUCCCAUCUGAAGGAUUGUUGAGCUUACAAGGAACCCACUGAAGUAGCUCAAGUUAAGGGAGGAUUUAGGAAAAGCGAUUCCUAAAUUCCAGGAGGUCCCAGGCCAGGACACAAGGCAAGGCUAGGUCCUGGUGGGCUGCACCAGGAGAGCGGGUGAUGGGACACCCCCCCUCUUUCCCGACAGCUUGGCUGCUCACUGUUCGUCCCUGUUUCCCGGGAAGCCGGCAGCAGGCAUGUGGCUUCAGCC
Messenger RNA from Balaenoptera musculus (blue whale), 1708 nucleotides. RefSeq names its product collagen alpha-2(I) chain-like. The transcript has 3 exons. NCBI's taxonomy places the organism in Eukaryota, Metazoa, Chordata, Mammalia, Artiodactyla, Balaenopteridae. The record is from RefSeq and is a predicted model, not a curated record. Bases 1 to 780 code for a protein of 259 amino acids.